ACAGACCCAGCCGCCUUUGAUUUCCACAUGGAAUUUCAUCCGCAUCUUUUGCUUCAGCCGGACCGUCUACUUGUACCUCCCUAUUCCGCACCGGAUGCCUCUGUAUCAGCAGGGACGAGUGUUGCUAACGGUACCGCUGUGUCGCCUAGCCUUGGCCCUGUGUCAGCAGGUGGAGCUCCAGCAACAGGUGUAUUGGCCUCAUUACCUUCACGUAUCUGGCAACUGGAUGAGUUGGAAGAAGACAAGAGCCGUGUUUAUUUGACUGAGCUUAUCGAACGAGAACCCAUCGUGCACCUUGUAAGAAGCGUGCGUACUGCUAUGAGAGAUCUUUGUAUGAUAUUCUAUGACUGUGUUGCGCCUCAAGGUAUUUAUGUGAUUACAAUCACAUCCUCUCCCAUGAGAGAAGUCUGCAAGCAGAUCCAUGACGACAUUAUUCGCGUAAGUCACGGGGCGCUUCUCCCAUUUCAUUGCCUGCCUGCCGUUGGGGCCACAGAGAAACAAGCAAAAGUAGAACGAAGGCCGUUCCCUAAGAAGCCCAUGAAACACACGGGAGGGAACGUCACUGCCUCCGCCAAAGCAGAGGCGGAUCCAAUCGCAGCAGACACCUCAAGAAAGGUUGUCGGGGGAAACGGAGAAAGGAACAGGCAUCCAAAACGUCCCCGGAAGUUUCCUGAAAACGAAAAUGCAGGAGCGACGUCGCGCUCCGACUGUCCUCAAAAGAAAAGUCGCCAAGAAACGGCACAUGCCGUGAAGAACAGGAAGAGUGAACAGACGGCAGGCUCCGCCAAAAAGAAAAAAAAGGUAAAAUGA
Trypanosoma cruzi is the source of this 810-nucleotide messenger RNA. RefSeq lists its product as uncharacterized. The record is from RefSeq and is a predicted model, not a curated record. The transcript has a single exon. The annotation marks the transcript as partial. NCBI's taxonomy places the organism in Eukaryota, Euglenozoa, Kinetoplastea, Trypanosomatida, Trypanosomatidae.